Molecule: messenger RNA, 6563 nt
Organism: Stylophora pistillata
Lineage: Eukaryota; Metazoa; Cnidaria; Anthozoa; Scleractinia; Pocilloporidae
Biological process (GO): regulation of apoptotic process
Molecular function (GO): protein binding
Source: RefSeq, a predicted model, not a curated record
AAACAUCAGCCUAGAAUCUGUUUAUAGAGGCUAAUUUCUAAAACGACAGUGUCUAGAAAGUAUCGCGACAGAACUGGAACUUACAUGCAUUCUCACAUCAAAAUGAGGUUCGAGAGUCUAAAAACUAAUUUGUUCUUUCAUGUUCCUUCAGCUCAAAAUGUCGGUUACGAAUGGCCCGGAAUCAAGUCAGUGAGUCUUGGCCAACACAAAUGGAGUUUCACCCUGGCGUACUUGGAAAGUCUACAGUUUGAGACAAAAGGUAUAAUGACAGAAACAUCUGACAGCGGUAUGGGAACAGAAGGAGCACCAUCUGAGUUUGGAGUGGACAUUGGUGAUGAACGUGAAACUCAAACGGUAACUGGUUACGACCAAAAGUCACUGUUUUUAGCAGUAAGUAGUGGCAAUAUCGCCAUUAUCGAGGAUAUGUUGUCACAUGGCCUGGAUAUCAACACAAAAAAUGAAUGUGGUGACACGGCUCUGAUCGUCGCUGCCUUGAAUGGUAAAAGAGACCCCGCAAAUUAUCUGUUACACAAGGGAGCUGAUCCCUUCGCGAAAGGACAGUUUGGAAGAAAUUCACUGCACUCCGCUUCACUCGGUGGUAAUGUCGCUAUCAUCGAGACAGUAAUGUCACACGGUCUUGAUGUGGAUUCAAAAGAUGGUAACGGAUCCACACCUUUGAUAUUGGCUGCACUGAGUGGCAAAGUUGAGGCGGUAAAUUAUCUGUUAGACGAGGGAGCUGAUCCCUUUGUGAAAGGACAGUUUGGAAGAAAUUCACUGCACUCCGCUUCACUGGGUGGUAAUGUCGUUAUCAUCGAGACAGUAGUGUCACGCGGUCUUGAUGUGGAUUCAAAAGAUGGUAACGGAUCCACACCUUUAAUAUUGGCUGCACUGAGUGACAAGAUUGACGCCGUAAAUUAUCUGUUAGACAAGGGAGCUGAUCCCUUUGUGAAAGGACAGUUUGGAAGAAAUUCACUGCACUCCGCUUCACUGGGCGGUAAUGUCGCUAUCAUCGAGACAGUAUUGUCACGCGGUCUUGAUGUGGAUUCAAAGGAUGGUAACGGAUCCACACCUUUGAUGUUGGCUGCACUGAGUGACAAGAUUGAGGCGGUAAAUUAUCUGUUAGACAAGGGAGCUGAUCCUUUUGUGAAAGGACAGUUUGGAAGAAAUUCACUGCACUCCGCUUCACUGGGUGGUAAUGUCGCUAUCAUUGAGACAGUAUUGUCACGCAGUCUUGAUGUGAAUUCAAAAGAUGGUAACGGAUCCACACCUUUGAUAUUGGCUGUACUGAGUGACAAGAUUGACGCAGUAAAUUAUCUCUUAGACAAGGGAGCUGAUCCCUUUGUGGAAGGACAGUUUGGAGGAAAUUCCCUGCACUUCGCUUCAGAGGGUGGUAAUGUCGCCAUCAUCGAGACAAUAAUGUCACGUGGUCUUGAUGUUGAUUCAAAAGAUGGUGACGGCAACACACCGUUGCUAUUGGCUGCACAGUUUGGCAAGGUUAAGGCGGUAAAUUAUCUGCUAGACAAGGGAGCUGAUCCCUUUGUAAAAGGACAGUUUGGAAGAAAGUUUGGACGAAAUUCACUGCACUUCGCUUCAGAGUGUGGUAAUGUUGCCAUCAUCGAGAUAAUAAUGUCAUAUGGUCUUGAUGUGGAUUCAAAAGAUGACGAUGGCAAGACACCCUUAAUAUUAGCUGUACAGAAUGGCAAUGUUGAGGCGUUAAAUCAUCUCUUAGAGAAAGGAGCUGAUCCCUUUGUGAAAGAACGGUUGGGAAGCAACUCACUGCACUUCGCCUCAACGGCUGGUAAUGUCACCAUCAUCGAGAAAAUAAUGUCACGUGGUCUUGAUGUUGAUUCAAAAGAUGGUGACGGCAACACACCGUUGCUAUUGGCUGCACAGUUUGGCAAGGUUAAGGCGGUAAAUUAUCUGCUAGACAAGGGAGCUGAUCCCUUUGUAAAAGGACAGUUUGGAAGAAAUUCACUGCACUUCGCUUCAGAGGGUGGUAAUGUCGCCAUCAUCGAGACAAUAAUGUCACGUGGUCUUGAUGUCGAUUCAAAAGAUGGCAACGGCAACACACCCCUGCUAUUGGCUGCACGGGGUAACAAGCUUUUGGCGGUAAUCCAUCUGUUAGACAAGGGAGCUGAUCCCUUUGUAAAAGGACAGUUUGGAAGAAACUCACUGCACUUCGCUUCAGAGGGUGGUAAUGUCGCCAUCAUUGAGACAAUAAUGUCCCGUGGUCUUAAUGUGGAUUCAAAAGAUGGUGUCGGCGACACACCCUUGCUAUUAGCUGCAAUGUUUGGCAAGGUUAAGGCGGUAAAUUAUUUGUUAGACAAGGGAGCUGGUCCCUUUGUAAAAGGAGAGUUUGGACAAAAUUCACUACAUUUCGCUUCGCAUGGAGGUAAUGUCACCAUCAUUGAGACAAUAAUGUCACGUGGUCUUGAUGUCGAUUCAAAAGAUGGUGUUGGUAGUACACCCUUGCAAAUAGCUGCACGGGGUGGCAAGGUUGAGGCGGUAAAUUAUCUCUUAGACAAGGGAGCUGAUCCUUCUGUGAAAGGGAAGUUUGGAAGAAAUUCACUGCACUUUGCUUCAGAGGGUGGUGAUAUCGUCAUCAUUGAUACAAUAAUGUCACGUGGUCUUGAUGUCGAUUCAAAAGAUGGUGACGGGAGUACACCCUUGCUAUUGGCUGCACAGGGUGAGAAGGUUGAGGCGGUAAAUUAUCUCUUAGACAAGGGAGCUGAUCCUUCUGUGAAAGGAAAGUUUGGAAGAAAUUCACUGCACUUCGCUUCAAUGGGUGGUAAUGUCGCCAUCAUCGAGACAAUAAUGUCUCGUGGCCUUAAUGUGGAUUCAAAAGAUGGUGACGGCGACACACCCUUGCUAUUGGCUGUACAGGAUGACAAGGUUGAGGCAGUAAACUAUCUCUUAGACAAGGGAGCUGAUCCCUUUGUAAAAGGAGAGUUUGGACGAAAUUCACUACACUUCGCUUCCUAUGGAGGUAAUGUCACCAUCAUCGAAACAAUAAUGUUAUGUGGUAUUGUUGUGGAUUCAAAAGAUCAUGACGGCAACACACCCUUACUACUGGCUGCACAGGGUGACAAGGUUGAGGCGGUAAAUUAUCUCUUAGAGAAGGGAGCUGAUCCCUUUGUAAAAGGAGAGUUUGGACGAAAUUCACUGCACUUCGCUUCAGAGUGUGGUAAUAUCGCCAUCAUCGAGACAAUAAUGUCAUAUGGUCUUAAUGUGGAUUCAAAAGAUGACGAUGGCAAGACACCCUUGAUAUUAGCUGUAGAGAAUGGCAAUGUUGAGGCGUUAAAUUAUCUGUUAGACAAGGGAGCUGUUCCCUUUGUGAAGGAAGAGUUUGGACGAAAUUCACUGCACUUCGCUUCAGAGUGUGGUAAUGUUGCCAUCAUCGAGAUAAUAAUGUCAUAUGGUCUUGAUGUGGAUUCAAAAGAUGACGAUGGCAAGACACCCUUAAUAUUAGCUGUACAGAAUGGCAAUGUUGAGGCGUUAAAUCAUCUCUUAGAGAAAGGAGCUGAUCCCUUUGUGAAAGAACGGUUGGGAAGCAACUCACUGCACUUCGCCUCAACGGCUGGUAAUGUCACCAUCAUCGAGAAAAUAAUGUCACGUGGUCUUGAUGUUGAUUCAAAAGAUGGUGACGGCAACACACCGUUGCUAUUGGCUGCACAGUUUGGCAAGGUUAAGGCGGUAAAUUAUCUGCUAGACAAGGGAGCAGAUCCCUUUGUAAAAGGACAGUUUGGAAGAAAUUCACUGCACUUCGCUUCAGAGGGUGGUAAUGUUGUCAUCAUCGAGACAAUGAUGUCACGUGGUCUUGAUGUCGAUUCAAGAGAUGGCAACGGCAACACACCCUUACUAUUGGCUGCACGGGGUGACAAGCUUUUGGCGGUAAACCAUCUGUUAGACAAGGGAGCAGAUCCCUUUGUAAAAGGACAGUUUGGAAGUAAUUCACUGCACUUCGCCUCAACGGGUGGUAAUGUCGCCAUCAUCGAGACAAUAAUGUCACGUGGUCUUGAUGUUGAUUCAAAAGAUGGUGACGGCAACACACCGUUGCUAUUGGCUGCACAGUUUGGCAAGGUUGAGGCGGUAAAUUAUCUGCUAGACAAAGGAGCUGAUCCCUUUGUAAAAGGACAGUUUGGAAGAAACUCACUACACUUCGCUUCAGAGGGUGGUAAUGUUGUCAUCAUUGAGACAAUAAUGUCACGUGGUCUUGAUGUCGAUUCAAAAGAUGGCAACGGCAACACACCCUUACUAUUGGCUGCACGGGGUGACAAGCUUUUGGCGGUAAUCCAUCUGUUAGACAAAGGAGCGGAUCCCUUUGUGAAAGGACAGUUUGGAAGUAAUUCACUGCACUUCGCCUCAACGGGUGGUAAUGUCGCCAUCAUCGAGACCAUAAUGUCACCUGGUCUUGAUAUUGAUUCAAAAGAUGGUGACGGCAACACACCGUUGCUAUUGGCUGCACAGUUUGGCAAGGUUAAAGCGGUAAACUAUCUGCUAGACAAGGGAGCUGAUCCCUUUGCGAAAGGAAAGUUUGGAAGUAAUUCACUGCACUUUGCCUCAAAGGGUGGUAAUGUCGCCAUCAUCGAGACAAUAAUGUCACGUGGUCUUGAUGUUGAUUCAAAAGAUGGUAACGGCAACACACCGUUGCUAUUGGCUGCAGAGUUUGGCAAGGUUAAAGCGGUAAAUUAUAUGCUAGACAAGGGAGCUGAUCCCUUUGUAAAAGGACAGUUUGGAAGAAAUUCACUGCACUUCGCUUCAGAGGGUGGUAAUGUUGUCAUCAUCGAGACGAUAAUGUCACGUGGUCUUGAUGUUGAUUCAAAAGAUGGUGACGGCAACACACCGUUGCUAUUGGCUGCACAGUUUGGCAAGGUUAAAGCGGUAAUAUAUCUGCUAGACAAGGGAGCUGAUCCCUUUGCGAAAGGACAGUCUGGAAGAAAUUCACUGCACUUCGCUUCAGAGGGUGGUAAUGUCGCCAUCAUCGAGACAAUAAUGUCCCAUGGUCGUGAUGUCGAUUCAAAAGAUGAUGACGGGAGUACACCCUUGCUAUUGGCUGCACAGGGUGACAAGGUUGAGGCGGUAAAUUAUCUCUUAGACAAGGGAGCUGAUCCCUUUGUGAAAGGAAAGUUUGGAAGAAAUUCACUGCACUCCGCUUCAAUUGGAGGUAAUGUCGCCAUCAUCGAGACAAUAAUGUCACGUGGUCUUGAUGUCGAUUCAAAAGAUAGGGACGGCAGGACACCCUUGAUAUUCGCUGUAGGGAAUGGCAUGGUUGAGGCGGUAAACUAUCUGCUAGUCAAGGGAGCUGAUCCCUUUGUGAAAGGACGAUUUGGAGCCAAUUUACUGCACUUUGCUGCCCAUGGUGGUAAUGUCGCCAUCAUUGAGACAAUAAUUUCACGUGGUCUUGAUGUCGAUUCAAAAAAUGGUAAAGGGAACACACCCUUGAUAGUGGCUGUACGGGGUGGCAAGGUUGAGGCGGUAAAUUAUUUGUUGGACAAGGGAGCUGAUCCCUUUGUGGAAGGACAGUUUGGAAGAAAUUCACUGCACUUUGCUUCAACGGGUGAUAAUGUCGCCAUCGUCGAAACAAUAAUCUCAUGUGGUCUUGAUGUCGAAUCAAAAGAUGGUGAUGGUAACACACCCUUGAUAUUAGCUGCAAAGAAUGGCAAGCUUGAGGCGUUAAAUCAUCUGCUAGACAAGGGAGCCGAUCCCUUUGUGAAAGGACGGUUUGGAAGAAAUUUACUGGACUUCGCUUUAAUAGGUGGUAAUGUAGCCAUCAUCGAAAAAAUGCUGUUACUUGGUUUGAGUUUUAGAACUGAGCCGUAGACCUCUUACAAAGCAAGGGAGGUCGUUAGUUUUUAGAAGUGAGUCAUUUUCUGAAUGUGUUCGCGGGAUGCAUGUUUACGAAAGAUGAAUGAUGAAGUGGCCGUUAUUUUAUCUUAUGUAAUAACCGUAGUUUUCAUAAAGCUGAGUAGUUAAAAAAAGUUAAGAAUCAAAUUGAUAUUACUGGAUUUCAAUUAAUAUUUCAGCAGAAAAUUUGUGCGUUAUUGAACGAGUGCUAAGUCACAGAAAUGGCUGAAUGUUGCAGUGUUUUUGAAGGCCGAAACGUUCUGAUGUGCAUGAUAACAUCGAAAAGAAAACUCGAUCGAUAAAAUCUCCAAUGGAAAUAUUAAAUAAACAAUACUGUACAAUACUGCGAGAAUUAUUUUUUGUGGGAACAGAUUUCGACUUUUAGGCAGCAAAAUGUAGAAUGCUCAAGUCUCUUUUCUGUGUCUUUGAAUUCUCUUUAGGUUGUUUAAAACAGAUCAUUUGCAUUCUGUCGUAUCAAAACUUUAAUUGCAAUUUUUUUCAUCCUACAAGCUUUUUUGCUCGAGUUGUUUGGUACAUGUGGUCAUAAUUUAAAUUCACUCGAAUGUAGUGCUUGAAAGAUGUCCCAUCGAGUGAUCAAGAGUCAUUUCAAAAGACAACCAUUUGACAUGACACUCUGAAAUUUUGUUCCAAACUGCUCUAUGAUUUCUAAUGCAAUGCUUAAUUUAAGAUAUUGCAAGUGCAGCACAUGUGAUAUGCUU